AUGUUACAGCCUUGGGCUUUAGCUGCACAAAUUGUAUUUUUUACAAAUUCAAGUAUAACAUUAAAAGACUGGUUAUCGAAGCUAAUUAAAAUUUCUACCUUUCAAGAUGAUACGCCAACGACUGAAACCGAUAUGGAAAUUCGCUUAAACGGUUUAAAGAAAAUGAUACGUGGUAUAAUAAAAACUGCUUUUAUGAAGGUUGUAUUAGAUAGUUUGUUACCUGACAAUAUAGCAAGUCUUUUAGCUAUACCAUUUUAUAAACCUAAAGCGUGCUUUAUUACUUUUAUUUUAGCGCUUCGUAUUUACUGCAUGAUAAGUGUAGUAGAUAUAAUUACAGGUGUAAUUCAAACUAUAUUUCUUAUUAGAUUUAAUGAUAUAUUCAAUAAUCCUUUAUUAGCUACCAGUCCGAAGGAUUUCUGGAAGUAA
Molecule: messenger RNA, 426 nt
Organism: Cokeromyces recurvatus
Lineage: Eukaryota; Fungi; Mucoromycota; Mucoromycetes; Mucorales; Mucoraceae
Exons: 2
Coding region: 1-426 (141 amino acids)
Source: RefSeq, a predicted model, not a curated record